AUGAAAGCAUUGCUUGGCUCUCAAGGUGUAUGGGAGAUUGUUGAAAAAGGCUAUGAUGAGCCACAAGAUGAUGAGGGAUUGUCUCAAAAAGUUGUCGAUGCUACAAAUUCAAUGGAUGCUUGGAAGAUUUUGGAAAAAUCACUCCAAGGGAUUGACAAAGUGAAGAAGAUAAGACUUCAAUCUCUAAGGGGAGAUUUCAAAGCUUUGAAGAUGAAGGAUUCCAAAUCAAUUUCAGAUUAUUGUUCAAGGGUGAAGACAAAUGUUAAUCAAAUGAAGAGAUAUGGAGACAAGAUAGAAGAUGUUCGUGUAGCUGAGAAAAUUCUUCGUUCAUUGACUCCUAAGUUCAAUUAUGUGGUACUUGUUAUUGAGCAAUCAAAGAAGAAAAGGCAAGAGAAGCCAUUAGAGCAAGUUCCCAAGAUCAAAGCUUCAUUGAAGGAUGAUAGAGGAUUCAAUAGUCAAAACAGACAUGGACGUGAACAAGGAAAAGGACAAGGACGUGGUCGUGGCCAAGGAGGAAGAGGAAGAGGUUUCAAUUGUGAAUCCAAUUACGAAGAAAGAAGUCACUCAUCACCAAAAAUUUGUGGAAGAGGAAGAGGUUAUGGCUAUUAUCAAAGUGAAAUGAGGUAUGACAAGUCUAAAGUUGAAUGUUAUAAUUGUCGUGAAUUUGACUAUUUUUCUUGGGAAUAUUGUAAUGCUCCUAAUCAAGAGGAAUAA
Molecule: messenger RNA, 714 nt
Organism: Cicer arietinum (chickpea)
Lineage: Eukaryota; Viridiplantae; Streptophyta; Magnoliopsida; Fabales; Fabaceae
Source: RefSeq, a predicted model, not a curated record